This is a messenger RNA of Paramecium pentaurelia, 387 nucleotides long. NCBI's taxonomy places the organism in Eukaryota, Ciliophora, Oligohymenophorea, Peniculida, Parameciidae. The record is from the annotation of a GenBank genome assembly.
AUGUAUUGUAAUUUAAAUAUCAUUAUUUAUGGGAUUGAAAAUAAAUCAAUUUAGUGGGGAAAUAAAUUAAAGGUUUCAUAUGUAUAAGACCCAAAAUAUUUAGAUACAUCUCUGAAAAUCAUAAAUUCUUUUUUAGUCAAAAUUUUUAAGUCUAGUUUUGGUGUUUACAGAUUUUAUUAAUCAUCAUCUAAAACAACUAAUGCAAUUUGUUUAGUUGUUUUCAAAUCGAUCUUAUAAUUUUUAAUGAUACUACCCUUAAUUUUGGCAUAUUUUGGUUAAAUUUAUAGAAUUGAUCAGGAAUUUAAACUCAUAACAUAAAAAUCUAUUCAAACAAAUGCUACUCGUCAUAUUUAAAUUAUAUUUCAAAUAAAGAUAUUAUUUAAUUGA